Messenger RNA from Agelaius phoeniceus (red-winged blackbird), 1104 nucleotides. It is a transcript of the gene APOA4, whose product is annotated as apolipoprotein A4. Gene Ontology annotation, cellular component: chylomicron; extracellular vesicle; low-density lipoprotein particle. Lineage: Eukaryota; Metazoa; Chordata; Aves; Passeriformes; Icteridae. Gene Ontology annotation, molecular function: phosphatidylcholine-sterol O-acyltransferase activator activity; phospholipid binding; cholesterol transfer activity. The record is from RefSeq and is a predicted model, not a curated record. Gene Ontology annotation, biological process: lipoprotein metabolic process; acylglycerol homeostasis; phospholipid efflux.
AUGGCGCCCAAGGCGGCCGCCCUUGUCCUGCUUCUCCUGGCGAUCUCAGGCUCCCGGGCUGAUGUGAACCCUGACGAGGUGGCCAGCGUGAUCUGGAAGUACUUCACGGAGCUGGGCAGCAAUGCCAAGGACACGGCGGAGCAGCUGCAGCAGACCGAGCUCAGCAAGCAGCUCAACACCCUGCUGAAGAGCAACCUGCAGAGCGUCAGCGCCUACGCCGAGGACCUGCAGCAGCGCCUGGAGCCCUUCGCCAUGGAGCUGCAGGCCAAGCUGGCACAGGACUCACAGCGCCUCAAGGAGCAGAUCCAGCGGGAGCUGCAGGAGCUGCAGGCCAAGCUGGCGCCCUACGCCGACCAGGUGCACCAGCAGAUCGGCACCAACAUCCGGCAGCUGCAGGCCAAGAUGGGCCCGUACGCCGAGGAGCUGCGCUCGCGGGUGGAUCAGAGCGCCGGGGAGCUGCGGCGGGCGCUGGAGCCCUACGCGGCCGAGCUGCGGGAGCGCCUGCAGGACAACGCCGAGAGCGUGCAGGCCUCGCUGAGCCCCUACGCCGAGCGCCUGCAGCAGCAGAUCGACGGCGGCGUGGAGAGCGUCAAGCAGCGGCUGUCGCCCGUGGCGGACGAGCUGAAGGCGCAGGUGGAGCAGAGCGUGGCCGAGCUGCGGCGCGGGCUCAGCCCCUACGCGCAGGAGGUGCGGGACGGGCUGGAGCGGCAGCUGCAGAGCCUGAGCGCGCAGAUGGAGCGGGCGGCCGAGGAGCUGCGGGCCCGCCUGGCCGCCAGCUCCGAGGAGCUGCGCGCCCAGCUGAGCCCGCUGGCCCGGGAGCUGCGGGAGGCGGCGAGCGGCGACGCCGAGAGCCUGCGGCAGCGCCUGCAGCCCCUGGCGCAGCAGCUGGAGCAGCGCCUGGGCCAGAGCCUGGAGACCUUCCGGCAGCAGGCGGCUCCCUUCGGAGAGACCUUCGGGCAGCAGCUGGUGCAGCGGCUGGAGGAGAUGCGCGGCAAGCUGGACUCGGGCGCGGCCGGCGUGGAGGAUCACCUGGAGCUGCUGGAGAAGGAGGUGCGGGACAAGGUGGCCGCUUUCCUCAGCACCGCCGCGCCCCCGCAGAACUGA